This is a messenger RNA of Paramecium tetraurelia, 1560 nucleotides long. RefSeq lists its product as uncharacterized. The transcript is spliced from 4 exons. Lineage: Eukaryota; Ciliophora; Oligohymenophorea; Peniculida; Parameciidae. The record is from RefSeq and is a predicted model, not a curated record.
AUGGAUAAAUUGUAUAAUUCUUUGGCUCCAAAAUUCAAAGGGAUAGCAAACUCCUACAAAAGCUUGGCCUCUCAGACCAAACAAAUUGCUUCAAAUACAAUAGAUAAAUUAAGCAAACAAGCAAUUUAAGGAGACAUCGUGGCAAUAAGCAAUAGAUUAUUUUGGAUGGAGUAUCCAUCCAAUGAUAAAAUAGAAAAAUUAUCGAGUUAUUUAAACACUAACCAUCAGAAUCAUUACUAUAUUUGGAAUGUUGGAGAAAGAGAGUUUACGACAGAAUGGUUUUGCAAUUAAGUUGCCAAUCAUUCACAUCCAGGAUAUCCAUGUCCACCAUUGAUCGAGCUCUUGAUGAUUUGCAAAAACAUAAUCUAUUUUCUAAGUAGUGAUAGGAACAAUAUUGCAAUUGUGUGUUGCCAAGAAACAAGGGGUAGAAGUAUCAUGGUAAUAUCAUCAUUGUUGGCUAUUAUGGGUGCUGGCUAUCCAGGCGAAUGUUUAUUAAGAGUAUGUGAAAAAACAAACACCAAAGACUUUUAGGCCUUGUUUCCAUCUUAACAUUAAUAUAUUACGUAUGUUGGGAAUGUUUUAAAUGGUCUUAAAUUAAAUAGUUCUUGUUUGAGAUUAAUAUCUAUUGUUAUAUCUGGUAUUCCUAAAGUGUAAAAUUGUACUAUGUUCAGACCAUAUAUUUAAUUAUUCAAGAAUGAUAAACCAAUAUUUAAUUCUUUGACUGAUGGUGAAUUAAAAAAUUAUUAAUAAGGGGAUUUGAGUUGCAUUUUUGAUCUUAAAGGAAUCGAACUUUCAGAUGAUAUUUUAAUUAGAUGCAAACACUUUGAGAAUAACAAAACUAGAGUGGCUUUAUUCAGAGUGAUGUUUAAUUGUUCAUUUUUAUUUGACAAUGUUCUUAGAGUGUGGGAUAGAGAAUUAGAUAAGAGUCCAUAAAUGAAAACAGAAAAAGAUUUUUUUGUUGAUUUUAUUUUUGAAAGAGGAAAUUAGAAAUCAUUCUAAACUGCAGAUAGACCUUAAACUUUUAGUAAUGAUACCAAGUCAUCUAAUUAAUUAUUAUUAUAAAUUGUAUAGGAAUGCAAAGGAUUAGUAGUAAAAGAAAAACAUGUUAUUGAUGGAUUGGAAGUACAAGAAUAAUAACAAAAAACAAAAGAAGAAGUAUUCAGUUUAGGAAAUGAAACAGAGAAAAAAGAUAAUGAAGAUUCAGAUGAAAAGUUGCCAUAAUUAAAACAAUAAUAAAAUAAUAGAAGUCCACAAGACAACAUUCAGCCAUAAUAAUUAUUUACAGAAUAAGUUAAAAAUCCGCCUUAAUAGUAAUAAGAAUAGUCAGUAUCACCUAAAUAAUAAUAGUAAUAAGUAUAAUAGGAAUAAAAGGAAUAAAAGGAAACCCUCAAUUAAUAGUAAGUUAAAUAAAAAGAUAAUUUGUCUGACGAGAGUGAAGAUGAUGAUGAAUAAUUAGUUGCUAAAUUUGAACAAAAGAUCUAAACAAAAACAGGAGAUAGUGACGAAGAUUGUGAUGAUUUCUUAGAUAAUUUAAUUAAGUAAGGAGAUAAGCAAGAAUGA